CACCAGAUCUAAACUCUAAAACCCAGCUAUUUAUACUACAAAGUUUACUUUUCCGAAACAUAACUCUUUGUCUUGAUGAAUAUCACAAGACCCCAUCAACAUCCCCUCGCACAUCUCUCCAUCCCAUCCAUGAAAUCAUUCAAUUGAGUACAUAUCUUUGUCUCUGCAAAAAGAAAUUGAGGAAUCCAUCACAUACACAACCAAGCUAAUUCCCUACACAUCCACUAUUUUUUCUCACAUUCUUUCCGUCCAUGAUGGCCCCAGAUAAUCUUCAGGCAAAACAGGCCCCCAUAGACGACAACCAAAUCACUACUAGUAACCGAAAAACAACAACGACAAGACCACAAGAGGAAGCUUUGAAGUGUCCAAGAUGUGACUCGCCCAAUACAAAAUUCUGCUACUAUAACAAUUACAGUUUAACACAGCCUAGGCAUUUUUGCAAGACAUGUAGAAGGUACUGGACCAAAGGAGGAGCCUUGCGCAACGUUCCCUUCGGCGGUGGCUGUAGAAAAAACAAGAAGAUAAAGUCGUCUUCAGGGCUCUCAAGUGACUCCAGUGGCUCCUCAGAGAUCGGUGGAUUCAACUUCUUUCAUGGACUCUCCCCGGCCAUGAAAUUUAAUCUCGGUGGGCUAUCAUUUCCUCGGCUAAACCUUUCACCAAAUGGCAUAUAUAACCAUUUCCCUUCAUUUGGGGAUAUUUCAGCAACUUCUGAAGCUGCAGCUACUGUUACUAGUCCUCGUUUCAGACUUGAUCCAUCUGUUAGUUCCACUGCUGGUUCUGGUUCCUUAAUGGGGUUUAGUUAUCCGCUUACUUCGGUUAGUAGUGGGUUUUGUGGAGCAACUCAAGAGAAUACCGGUGGCGCAUCAGUGAAUGUCAACACUAAUCUCGCGUCUUCAAUUGAAUCUCUGAGUUGUAUAAACCAAGAUUUACACUGGAAGUUGCAGCAACAGAGAUUGGCUAUGCUAUUUGGUACAGGAAAAAAUCAUAGAGAUGACAGUACUGUUUCUACAGCCCCUAUUGAGAACCAUGUCCAGAAACUACAACCUAUUAUGUUUGAAAAUCUUGAAAUUUCAAAACCACAAGUAUGUGCUGCUGGUAAUUCAAGAAAAGAUGGUGCAACUAGUGGUGAUCCAGCAACUGAGUGGUUCUUUGGGAAUUCAUAUGAUCAAUUGACUGCCACGCCAACAAAUAGGAGCAACAAUGGCAAUAAUGACAACACAGGCAAUUGGAAUGGGGUUCAAGCAUGGGGUGAUUUGAAUCAGUACAGUGCUUUGCCCUAGACAAGAAAGCAUCAAGAGUUAGAAAUUAAUGAAACAAAUAGGAAAAAUGAGAAUACUAUCUAAAUCCUAAUUUGGAAGUUUUUUAUCAACUUGUUCUUGGUUUGUUGGGUUCUGAUCAACUUGUAAAAGUUGGGAAAAAAUUAGACUAUUUAUCUCUUUCUUGUGAUUUUCUUUUUGUUCUUUUGUAUUGUUAAUAUAAUUUAGGGCUUGCUGUUUCUACAAAUGGUGC
This is a messenger RNA of Populus trichocarpa (black cottonwood), 1509 nucleotides long. Its product is annotated as dof zinc finger protein DOF5.7. Gene Ontology annotation, molecular function: DNA binding; DNA-binding transcription factor activity. The record is from RefSeq and is a predicted model, not a curated record. NCBI's taxonomy places the organism in Eukaryota, Viridiplantae, Streptophyta, Magnoliopsida, Malpighiales, Salicaceae. The transcript has a single exon. Gene Ontology annotation, biological process: regulation of DNA-templated transcription. Bases 252 to 1280 code for a protein of 342 amino acids.